CGUCUGUGGCUCUGCCCUGACGUCCUUAGCUGGCUGCCUGCUGCUCUUCAGAAUACGGCAGCAAACGGCUGUAAAGAAACAAAGGUAAGGGAAAUUUGUUCUUACCUGUACUGGUUCUCAGCCUGCCGUUUGGGAGGAACGUCCUUCCUCCCGCAGCCCCACGGACCCCGUAGCGUAGGUCCUUGGGCUGCUGUCCCAGAUGUCCACUGACGGCUACGGAGUAGUCGUGCUCUCUUCCGGGUCCUGCAACCGCUUCAAUCGGCUCCGGAGCCGCUAGCGACCGCAUCCAACAUAGACUCGGCUGAGUCUGGACACCCCCGGGACGUGUUGCUUCGCUUCCCGCCCGGCAGCAGUCAAUCUUGCCAGUGCGGAGAGCGACGUCGGGCACAGCUGUUUCCUCUCCAGAGGAUUCGCGUGCCGUCGGCUGCUGCUGGCUGCCCGCUGUCUCCGCGGUUCUCCCCUCCAGCUUCCCGCAGCUUCUUGCAGUCCUACCUGCAAGGUAAGUGGGAAACAUUUUGCAGUCUCUUACCUGCUUCUUCCACUUACCUCUAGGGAGACGUCGUCUCCUACGUCUGACUCGUUCAAUGCGUGUAUGCGAUAUGACACGCAUGCGUCGUAGCGGGCUUCUUUCACGUAGUCACUCACGUGACUCCGAAGUAAAAUUGUGUUUUAUUACUUUCAAAGGAUUAUGUUGCCUUUGAUAUCAAUGUGUCUUUUCUCUUCCUUUUCCAUUAUAGAGGCAAACACAGCUACUACUACACCUACAACCACUCCCACCACAAGCAGCACAACAACAGAGCCAACCACAGCUACUACUACACCUACAACCACUCCCACCACAAGCAGCACAACAACAGAGCCAACCACAGCUACUACUACACCUACAACCACUCCCACCACAAUCAGCACAACAACAGGUAUAAUUUUGCAUCAACUGUAUGCCUUGUUCAUCUUCCCAGACUAAUAUUUAAUAUUUAUUAUUUACUCAUACUGAUGCAGGGUCUCAAUCUCAUCCAGCUAAAAUUUCUGAUUCAAGUAAUUUACAUGCAAUUUAAUAUUCAGCAAUGUG
This is a messenger RNA of Leucoraja erinaceus (little skate), 1069 nucleotides long. Its product is annotated as integumentary mucin C.1-like. The coding region runs from base 689 to 964 and encodes 91 amino acids. The record is from RefSeq and is a predicted model, not a curated record. The transcript is spliced from 3 exons. Lineage: Eukaryota; Metazoa; Chordata; Chondrichthyes; Rajiformes; Rajidae.